Molecule: messenger RNA, 1279 nt
Organism: Nyctereutes procyonoides (raccoon dog)
Lineage: Eukaryota; Metazoa; Chordata; Mammalia; Carnivora; Canidae
Gene: IER5
Product: immediate early response 5
Exons: 1
Coding region: 148-1137 (329 amino acids)
Source: RefSeq, a predicted model, not a curated record
UCGCUCUCUCUCCAGCCUUCGAGUGUCGAGGGUCCCGCCGCGGACCGGACUCGCGGACGCCUCCCGUCCCCGGUCCGCUUCCGAACGUGAGCCGGGGAGCGCCCCCCGCCCCUCACCUCGGCGCCAGCCCUGCGAACGGGAGGCGCGAUGGAGUUCAAGCUGGAGGCGCACCGCAUCGUCAGCAUCUCCCUGGGCAAGAUCUACAACUCGCGGGUCCAGCGCGGCGGCAUCAAGCUGCACAAGAACCUGCUGGUCUCGCUGGUGCUGCGCAGCGCCCGCCAGGUCUACCUGAGUGACCCGUGCCCGGGCCUCUACCUGGCCGGCCCCGCGGGGAGCCCGGCGGUGCCGCCGCCGCCGCCGCCGCAGCAGCAGCAGCAGCAACAGCAGCCCGGGGAGCCGGCGGCCGGGCCGCCCGCGGGCUGGGGAGAGCCGCCGCCGCCGCCGCCGCCGGCCGCCCGAGCCGCCUGGCCCGAGCCCGAGCCGCAGCCGGAGCGCCCCGCGGCCCCCGUCACGGGCGCCGGGGACGCUCCUCGGGGCGGAGAGGUGGAGGCGGCGGAAGCUGCCUGGCGCCGCGUGGAGGGAGCGCGCGAGGCGGCGGAGGGAGGAGCCGCGGGCCCCGCCGGAGGCUCGGACGGCUUCCCCGAGGGGCCCCGGGGGGCGCGCCGCCAGUGCGGCUGCCCCCCGGGAGCGGAGGACAGGCCCGGGGCGCCGGGCGCGUGCCCCCGACUGGCCUGCUGCUGCGCGCCGCGGCCCGCCGAGGACGAGCCCCCAGCGCCGCCCGCCGUCGGCCCCCGGAAGCGAGGCGCGGCGGGCGUGGGUGGCGGCCCCGCGGGCGGCCCGGCGUCCGGCUCCAGCCCGCUGAAGAAGCCCCGCCGGAACUCGGAGGAGCAGCCGGGCGGGGCGGCGGCGGCGGCGGAGGAGGAGGAGGAGGAGAUGGAGACCGGUAACGUGGCUAACCUCAUUAGCAUCUUCGGUUCCAGCUUCUCGGGACUGUUGCGGAAAAGCCCCGGGGGCGGCCGCGAGGAAGCCGAGGGAGAGGAGAGCGGUCCGGAAGCCGCGGAGCCCGGGCAGAUCUGCUGCGAUAAGCCGGUGCUGAGAGACAUUAACCCUUGGAGCACAGCCAUCGUGGCCUUCUGAGCCCCCGGCGCCCCCUUCGGAAGGAGGCUGAGCCGCGGGGUGGCCCCGACGUGAGGCUGCGAGGGCGGCCGCGGGACCGUAGGCGCUGGGCGCGCGGCGGAGACUGUGGGCGCUGCCGGGCAGCACGGACUCGCCCCCGGGC